GGAGAGAGCAAGAGAAAGACAGAGGAAAAGAGGUAAAGAGAAUAAAUACACUGGUUGAAUUGCUGGGAAGCUUUAGGACCAAUAAUCAGGGCUCUCGGACGAACUGCUCCUGUGAACAUCCUGCUUUCUUUAGAAGGAGACUGUGGCUUGGUGCUGCUGAGAUACAUAUUUUUUUAAACCCUCCUCAUAGUUUGAUAGGCAUUCCCAAUGCUUUUUGUGCAUGUCUCUAAAAAGCGUUGACGUGGAAAGAAGCAGCAGCAGUAGCAGUAGCAGCAGCAGCAGAGAGGAAAAAACUGCAGCUCUUCUAAAAAUACUGAGGGCAUGCAGGAGUGUGAGCAGGCUGGGGAGGAGGAGGAGGGUGUGAGAGUGCCUCACACCAUGUUUUCUGGAUGCCAGCUGGGUGCAGUUUUGGAAAUGUUCCUCCUGUGAAUGGAGGCACCAUGAACAUUUGGGAAGUGAUCCUGGCUUUCUUGAUUGUGGUACUCAUCCUUGUCUCACUGCUGUCCAACGUGCUGGUGCUGAUCUGCUUUCUGUACAGCGCAGAUAUCCGCAAGCAAGUCCCAGGAUUGUUUAUCCUCAACCUGACCUUCUGCAACUUGUUGAUGACUGUUUUGAACAUGCCCCUGACCCUGGCUGGGAUCAUUUACAAGAAGCCGCCUGGAGGAGACCAGCUCUGCCACAUCGUGGGUUUUUUAGAGACUUUCUUGACCACCAGCUCCAUGCUGAGCAUGGCAGCUCUAAGCAUAGACAGGUGGAUAGCGGUGGUGUUUCCUCUCAACUACCAUUCCAAGAUGCGCUACAAAGAUGCUGCUCUCAUACUGAGCUAUACAUGGUUGCAUUCAGUGUCUUUUCCUAUAGUGGCAACUUCUCUUUCUUGGGUGGGUUUCCAUCACCUUUAUGCCUCCUGCACCCUCUACAACAAGAAACUGGAGGACAGGACACAGUUUGUGGUUUUCACAGGGGUCUUUCAUUCUCUCAGCUUCCUCCUCUCCCUCGUAGUCUUGUGUUUCACAUAUCUAAAAGUGCUGAAGGUGGCACGCUUUCACUGUAAAAGGAUUGACGUGAUCACUAUGCAGACCCUCGUGCUGCUGGUGGACAUCCAUCCCAGCGUAAGAGAGCGAUGCCUAGAAGAACAGAAGAGGCGGAGACAACGAGCAACCAAGAAGAUCAGUACAUUUAUUGGCACUUUUAUACUCUGUUUUGCGCCAUAUGUAAUCACGAGACUGGUAGAAUUAUCAUCCAUAGUCCCCAUCAACGCACACUGGGGAGUUAUUUCCAAGUGUCUGGCUUAUAGCAAAGCUGUUUCAGAUCCCUUUGUGUACUGUUUGUUACGACACCAGUACAAGAAGACAUGGAAGGACAUAAUAAACAAGAUGCUGAAAAGGAGCUCAAUAAAUUCAUCAGCCCUCACAAGUGAAUCACAGAGUCGAAACAUUUUGCAAGCAACUGAUUGAAGGAGCUGAGGUUAAACUAUUUAUUCAAUGUAGCCUAAUGCUGGAACAGUCGAGGAACAAUAGCUGGUGCCAUUAGGAUGAUCAGCUGACAAUAUUUUGGAAAGCCUGCCUUUUAAGUCUUCAGCAACUUAGGUAACGAAUUUCAUAGCAAAGUUGGCUGCCUUUUAGUACUGAUAUCUUUAGUACUGAUAGUAUCUUGUUUGCAAAGAUCCCCACCAAUUUCACAAAAUGUGUGGAAAAAGCAACAUUCUAACCUCAAGGGGGUUUAGAUAUGGAUAAUGAUAAGAGAUUAUGUUUACAUAUUUCCCCACCCACCACCACCCAAACAAACAAAAAACUGGAUAAUAUUUGUGCCAGUUUUGAUGUGUGGCAGCAAAUUGAUAUCUGUGACCAUGCCAACUAUGUGAUCAGGUGAAGACAAUCACUCCUAGUUUUUCCUGAGAUUGCCCCUACUUAGUCACACAUACCUAAUUACACAUAAACCUGUUAAGAUAAAACUCUUAGGCUGCAAUCCUAUACACACUUACCUGGGAGUAAGUCCCACUGAACAUAAUAGGAUUUAUUUCCGAGUAGUGAUACAUAGGAUUGCAAUGUUGGUGUUUCAUCCACACCCUCUAGGUUUGCACUGGUUUUCUAUGUGCAGAAGGAAACUACUCUUGAGCCAUGGCUGCGUUUACAUUUGUCAAACAACGCUCUUGCCUGUGGUAGGCUGCAGAACAAUUGCUUUCAUACAUCAAAAGAGACACAGCUGGGGGACUCUUAAUUUCAGCUACUGAUUGCACUGCUUCCAGUCUGCAGACUUAUGGGUCUUGGUGACCCACCAUUCAAAUGGUUGACCACCAAUAGAUUAGAUGAUAUAGUCCAUAGUCUGCAUCUGUUUGGGGGGAAAUGGGAUAUACUUGCAGAAGGAGUACAAGUCUUUCCACAAGACACUUCUGAUCCUCCUCAGUUGUGUGUUAACAAAAUAUAACAAAACAGUAGGAAGCUGUGUCUCAUUUUGCCCAAAAUGUUUCCAUGUUGUAAUGGUUUUCUGACUGUGAAAAUACCUAAAGUGUUGUUGCAUUUAAAGUGUCAGUGUCUAAUGUCCGCAGUGCUCUGGCUUGCGUAGGCUGCUGGCAGUCUAGAAUGUAAUGCUCUUCACAAUGCAAUAGCUAACUUUGUUUUCUGUCUGAUUGUGACGCCCUGGUUGGUCGCUUCAAGAACGUGUACAGAAAUGUUGCAUAGGUUUCCUUAAUCAAUGCUCAGAACUAGAUAUAAGUGUUUGCACAGAUGCCAUAAGGAUAGGAUUAGCUAAAUCUAUUUUUUUUAAAGGAAGAAAGACUUACGUAAGAAGUUUGUUUGUUUGUUUGUUUAAAAAUGCUUGUUAUAAAAAUAAUAAGUAUGACACUUAUAGCCAAAUUUAUUUUUUUGAAAAAUCUCUGGAAAUAUUUUGUUUCCAGUGAACGCAGUACUCCAAAACUAAAGAAUGCUGGGAAUUACUUUUCUAAAAGUUAGUUUCUAAAAUAGAAACUCAGUUUCGAGAAAUGCAGAAGGAAAAGGGACAAUUUAGGCAUCAGCCCCAUCUUCUCUUUCCUCUUGUGCAUAGUUUGCUUUUAGUGUGAGAAUCCCCUUAAUUACUGAUCCCACUCCUGUACACAUAUUGCUGUGUGUACCCAGUGGUGUGUAUAAAGAAGGGGCUGGGUCAGGCCUCAGAUGAAAUAAAAACACUACGCCUAAAAAAAAAGCCUCUGUUUACCUUCUAUGCCUUCUGUAACCAUGAUGGACAAUUUAAUUUAAAGCAAGCAAAUAACCCUAUAACAAUGCUAUAGGAUUUGUAAGAGAGUUUCCCUUCCAUUUUCUAGUUCUGCUGUUUUUGUUUAGUACCCAUAUUUCCUAUUGAUUUUUUCAAGCAUUAGCGUACAAGGGACUUCUCUGUCAAAGAUGCAUAGGCUAUUUGCCUUUAUGCUUUGUGCUGAGUUGGAAGGAAGAAAAUCAUUUUCUCUUAGAAUUAGACAAACGGCAGUUGUGUGGGCUAUUUUUUCUUAAUCCAUAAUUGAUUUCCAGGGAGAUGCUAAGUAUAUUCUUCAGUGGCAUUGUGGGUG
Podarcis raffonei (Aeolian wall lizard) is the source of this 3535-nucleotide messenger RNA. It is a transcript of the gene GPR26, whose product is annotated as G protein-coupled receptor 26. The record is from RefSeq and is a predicted model, not a curated record. The transcript is spliced from 3 exons. NCBI's taxonomy places the organism in Eukaryota, Metazoa, Chordata, Lepidosauria, Squamata, Lacertidae. Gene Ontology annotation, cellular component: membrane. Gene Ontology annotation, molecular function: G protein-coupled receptor activity. The coding region runs from base 390 to 1454 and encodes 354 amino acids. Gene Ontology annotation, biological process: adenylate cyclase-activating G protein-coupled receptor signaling pathway.